CGGAAACCCGUGGUUACGCGCGAAGAGUAAUAAGCUCUAAAAAUAAAACUCGUUUAAAAAAAACCUUAAUAUAACAUAAUAAGCUACUGUGAAUUAAAACGAAGUACAGAAAAGUUUCAAAUAAAAAACAGUCUUUUGAAAAAUUUUCAAAGUUGAGAUGAAAUUGUUAUUACGCCACUUACAUGUUUUAAUGUUUUUAACUGUGUUACGAGGUUGCCAAGCGGACGAGAAUGAAGCUCGUUUAAUGAGACACUUAAUGGCAAACUACGAUGCAGCCGUCAGGCCGGUUGAGAACUCCUCUCUACCUUUGACUGUGAUUUUUGGGAUUUCUCUUCAUCACAUCAUCGACGUGGACGAAAAAAAUCAGAUCCUGACGACAAAUUGUUGGAUAACUCAGGCUUGGAUAGAUCACCAUUUACGGUGGAACUCGUCCGAAUUCGCCGGAAUUAAAGUUAUCCGAAUCCCUUAUACCCGAGUCUGGAGACCGGAUCUUAUCCUGUACAACAACGCCGACCCUCAGUUCCAGUCGUCUGUUAUUAACACGAAUGUGAUCGUAUCCAGUUCCGGAGAGGUCCUGUGGUUAAGCCAUGGUAUAUAUCGCUCGUCCUGUGACAUUAACGUGGAGUACUUCCCAUUUGAUCUGCAAAGCUGUCAUAUGAAAUGGGCUUCGUGGACUUACGAUGGAUAUCAGGUGGAAUUGGCAAAGCAGACCGAAGAGGGUGAUGUCAGCAACUAUCAAGCUAACGGUGAAUUCGACUUGAUUAGUUUUUCCUCGACCAAACACGUCGAAUUCUACUCUUGCUGUCCAGAACCAUAUCCUGAUAUUACGUAUACGAUUAAGUUGAAGAGGCGUCCAUUAUUUUACGUUUUUAACUUAAUCUUACCCUGCAUUCUAAUCAAUGGCAUAGCACUUUUGGUCUUUUAUGUUCCUUCGGAGUCGGGUGAAAAGGUAACCCUUGGGAUAAGUGCGUUGCUUUCAAUGACAGUUUUUCUAAUGACUAUACGAGAAACUCUGCCACCAACUGAGAAAACCCCAUUAAUUAGUAUGUAUUACGGGGUGAGCAUCUGUCUAGUUUCCUUCGCGUCAGGUCUAUCCGUGGUGACUCUGAACAUAUAUCACCGUGGAGUUCGAGGUUCGGCUGUCCCAAAAAUCAUACGUACGGUCGUUUUGGAUAAAUUGGCCCCACUUGUCUUUAUGCGCUUCGAAACCAACAACCGACAUCGAAAUUCACAAAUACAGGAAAUAAACCCCCAAACCGGAACCAGACUGGACUGUCCAUGGCCUUGGGCCGAUAAACUGCCUCAGGAGGACGGAUAUUGCCUGCAACAGCAACAAAGGUCGCCUAGAUUUGUCCCAAAACACAAAGUAGAAGACUUAGAUGCAUUCGAGAACCAGAUAAUAAGAAUUCUGAACAAAGUCCACGCCAGCAUAGACAGAAACGAGCAGCGGCUGAGCGAACAGGACAGAAGAGAGCUCACCGAAUUGGAGUGGAAGCAAGCGUCCAUUGUAUUGGACCGGCUCCUGCUGGCCGUAUUUUUGCUCAUCACCAUCAUCAGCACCACGACGAUAUUAUGCAGGAGUCCUGCCAAUGAUACGGCCUCUUAGUGCAUUUCGAGCGAGUUCCGAACGGACAAACAUCGAUCAUCGUCGAAGGUCUGAGGUUCGAUAGCGCGAGGGCAUCUUUGAAUUUUUCUUCCAUUUUAGCCGAAUAAUGUUCUGUGUUCAGAUGCGAGAGGGUGGGCGAAACCAACGAAAAGGGUUAUCAAUUUACGUAACAAUACAUUAUUGGUUGUAUCAAUGUGAUAAUUUUAAUGAUAAGACAUAGUUGUGUAUCCGUACAAUAAUUCGUAGGUGUACAUAAGUUUAGUCAGUAAACGGACAGAAAUAUAAAAGGGUCACGCCAGCUGCUUCUCAAUGGCUCAGAAUUGUAAGGAGUGGACAAAAAUCAAAUUAUAGAAAAUGUUUUUAAUUUUUCAAAAAAUAGAAAAAUAACAGACUAAUCAAAAUUUCAGAAAAAUGUUAUUCUUUCGCAAGCAUAAUGGUGAUUAUGAUAAUGGUAAAAUAAACGAAAUUGAAUAAAUAA
Molecule: messenger RNA, 2084 nt
Organism: Zophobas morio
Lineage: Eukaryota; Metazoa; Arthropoda; Insecta; Coleoptera; Tenebrionidae
Gene: nAChRa5
Product: neuronal acetylcholine receptor subunit alpha-10-like
Exons: 9
Coding region: 158-1606 (482 amino acids)
Biological process (GO): monoatomic ion transmembrane transport; signal transduction; chemical synaptic transmission
Cellular component (GO): neuron projection; plasma membrane; postsynaptic membrane
Molecular function (GO): transmembrane signaling receptor activity; acetylcholine-gated monoatomic cation-selective channel activity
Source: RefSeq, a predicted model, not a curated record